AAAACUUGCAAAUGUUGCAUCUACCGCAACCACUUCGUGGCCACCAUGAUGCCGAGUAAUUACGUCGACGGUGCCGGCUGGAUAUCCGAUGAUUCAAGCUUAUACGGUGCGGCCGUAGUAGGAAGCAGUGUAGCAAUUUUCGUGAUGACCACUGACUUCUAUAUCAAGGCGACAAUGGGCUGAAGACCAUUCUGGAGCACGAGACACGCUAUGGCCGAACCACUGUAGACAAGCAGGACGAUUUGCGGACGAGGAACGACUCGUCGCGGCACAAAAACGGCCAACCUGAAAUUGUGGAUCUUACAUUCGAAAGUGCGCAUCAAGACCAGCCCGGUUUGCUGAACGAUUCGCAGACGAGGAGCGACUUGUUGCCGCAGAAUUCUAGCCAACCUCAAGUUGUAGGCCUUACAAUCGGAAGUGCGCAUCACGGCCAGCCUAAUUUGAUGAACGAUGCACUGACAAGGAGCAAAUCGCCGCUGCGCUCAAACGGUCAACCUGAUGCCAUGAACCUUACACUCGAGAGCGGGCGUCAAGGUCAGACUAAUUGCAUGGAGGUGGACGAGACUGUAUCCGGCGCCACCACACGUCAAGCCAACGAAUCAGUAGACAAGUUUCUUCAAAGAGUUCCGGUGGCAGAUAAACGUUGCGCUCAGCUGGGACCCUGGCUAUGGAUUGAUGCGCCCAAGACGUCGCCCCCGCGAGAGCCAUCCGUGCGUGAAUUCGUGCAGGGGGGAGCUCGACUCUUGAAGGCAUAUGAUGACGACAGAGCGGAGGUAGAGCGUCGAUGCACUGGUCAGAAAUCUGCGGUCGUGACUCGUAAGUUGAAAUCUCAUCGUGAUCGGCUGAAGAUAGACCUCUUGAAUCUGGCAAUCGCCUCAAGCACCACCUGUGGAAAGUGGAUGCUAUUUCCAACUGUCAAUGAAGUAUCACACGACUGGCAAGUCAUUGCCAAAGCGACGGCAGAAGGCAAGCUGGGUCACACAUCCAAACUUGCCACGUGGGAUCCUUCGAGGAGCCAAGUACUGAUCUGUGUCUACACAUCUGAUUUCAAUGACCUAGCAGAUGUGAAGCGGGUUCUGAAAGUCCUUGCUAGCCUGAGCUUGCACUCUUUGACCAACAGGAACAUUUACUACAAGUGUGAUGCAUAUACGUACUUGUCGAUCGAAUCUGAGAAUCCGUAUAAGCUCAAGGCGAGCUUGUACUCUAGCAAGGACCUUCUCGGUCCAGCUGCCGAGAAACUCGUGACACCAGCAGUAGGACAACAACCACAAGAGCCUCCAGACUGGGACUUCUGAACAGUAUGGCGCCGAACUCGAGAUCACUAACAAUGCCGGCAAGACAAUACGUGUAGUCUUAGUUCCAGGACGAAAGAGGAUUAACCAAUCGCUUUAUGUUCAGAUUCAUCUUGUGCAGGCGGUCUAUCGAGCGUCGAAACUGUGUCGUUCUUUAAAUGUAUCAAGUCAGCUUCUCGUAAUGGAUUGAGCCAACGGCUACGGGACAGAGGCUUACAGGCAGAUUUCCAACAGGUCAAGACUCGCAACAGUCCUGAUCCAGCGGUUGAGAAACAUGGCGUGAACAAGGUCGAGGAGUACUCAAUUGGACCCAAAGCAGUGCUCAGAUAUCUGGCUUGAUGGGAAAUGGUAGUCUACGAUGUAGAUGUUGUACAAUCUCCACAAA
This is a messenger RNA of Dissoconium aciculare CBS 342.82, 1677 nucleotides long. Its product is annotated as DUF1917-domain-containing protein. The record is from RefSeq and is a predicted model, not a curated record. The transcript has a single exon. Bases 444 to 1295 code for a protein of 283 amino acids. NCBI's taxonomy places the organism in Eukaryota, Fungi, Ascomycota, Dothideomycetes, Mycosphaerellales, Dissoconiaceae.